Hyaena hyaena (striped hyena) is the source of this 2708-nucleotide messenger RNA. It is a transcript of the gene BBS7, whose product is annotated as Bardet-Biedl syndrome 7. The transcript is spliced from 19 exons. Gene Ontology annotation, cellular component: BBSome; membrane; ciliary basal body. Lineage: Eukaryota; Metazoa; Chordata; Mammalia; Carnivora; Hyaenidae. Gene Ontology annotation, molecular function: protein binding. Bases 317 to 2464 code for a protein of 715 amino acids. The record is from RefSeq and is a predicted model, not a curated record. Gene Ontology annotation, biological process: intracellular transport; intracellular protein localization; non-motile cilium assembly.
UCUCCCUGGAAACCACCUUUCUCUAGUGUCUGGGAUCACUUCCUCCGUUCCUCUCUGCCUCUGAUUGGAGCAGGUUAAGUCAGUGGGCGGUCCUUUGGGAUAGGGGCGAGGCUUCCUUUUUGGGCCGUGGGCUCCCCUCGCGUGAACGUGUUGACGUCACACUGGACGCUGCAGCCGUGUCGCCACGCCUCUGCAUCCCCAACUGAGACCAUUUGUAGCUGGGGUUGCUCUUCUGAGGGACGCGAGGGGUAUCCCUCGAGGUCCAGCAGCUUCUGUAGUUCCCGUGCGGUCCCGGCGCUGCGUCGGUGCCACCAUCAUGGACCUACAUUUAAACCGAGCGGAUUAUCUACAGGUGGGAGUGACCUCUCAGAAGACUAUGAAGUUACUUCCUGCCUCAAGACAUAGAGCUACACAAAAGGUGGUUAUUGGAGAUCACGAUGGGGUAGUUAUGUGCUUUGGCAUGAAGAAGGGAGAAGCGGUGGCAGUGUUCAAGACUUUACCGGGGCAGAAGAUUGCAAGAUUGGAGCUAGGAGGGGUUAUUAACACACCCCAGGAGAAAAUUUUUAUUGCUGCAGGAUCUGAGAUUAGAGGCUUCACAAAGAGAGGAAAACAGUUCCUCUCUUUUGAAACAAACCUCACUGAAAGCAUUAAAGCUAUGCAUGUAUCUGGCUCAGACCUCUUUCUCAGUGCAAGCUACAUCUAUAACCAUUACUGUGACUGCAAAGACCAACAUUAUUACCUUUCUGGGGACAAAAUCAAUGAUGUCAUCUGCCUUCCAGUGGAAAGAUUACCUAGUAUAACACCGGUAUUGGCAUGCCAGGACAGAGUGCUCAGAGUUUUACAGGGCUCUGACGUGAUGUAUGAAACUGAAGUUCCUGGGCCACCUACUGUUUUAGCACUACACAAUGGAAAUGGCGGUGACUCUGGAGAAGACCUUUUGUUUGGAACGUCAGAUGGAAAACUUGGGCUUAUUCAGAUUACUACCUCCAAACCAAUACACAAGUGGGAAAUUCGAAAUGAGAAAAAGCGGGGAGGUAUUUUGUGUGUUGACAGCUUUGACAUUGUGGGUGAUGGGGUUAAAGAUUUACUUGUUGGGAGAGAUGAUGGAAUGGUGGAAGUGUAUAGUUUUGACAGUGCAAAUGAGCCUGUUCUACGAUUUGAUCAGAUGUUGUCUGAAAGUGUCACAUCUAUCCAAGGUGGUUGUGUAGGGAAAGAAGGCUAUGAUGAAAUUGUGGUAUCCACAUAUUCAGGCUGGGUUACAGGUCUGACAACAGAGCCUGUACAUAAGGAAAGUGGACCAGGAGAAGAAGUAAAAAUUAAUCAGGAGAUGCAAAAUAAAAUUUCUAACUUAAGGAGUGAGCUGGAACAUCUGCAGUAUAAGAUACUACAGGAAAGAGAGAAAUAUCAACAGUCUUCCCAAUCCAGCAAAGCAAAAUCAGCAGUACCUUCAUUUAGUAUAAAUGAUAAGUUUACAUUAAAUAAAGAUGAUGCCAGCUACAGCCUCAUCUUAGAGGUGCAGACAGCAAUAGAUAAUGUCUUAAUACAGAGUGAUGUUCCAAUAGAUUUACUUGAUGUGGAUAAAAAUUCUGCUGUUGUCAGCUUUAGCAGCUGUGAUUCUGAGUCAAAUGACAACUUUCUUCUCGCCACUUAUCGGUGCCAGGCAAAUACCACAAGGCUGGAACUCAAGAUUCGUUCAAUUGAAGGCCAAUAUGGCACGCUUCAAGCAUAUGUGACUCCAAGGAUUCAACCCAAAACCUGUCAGGUCCGCCAAUACCUUAUCAAACCCCUUUCACUCCAUCAAAGAACUCACUUUAUUGAUCAUGACAGACCAAUGAACACACUGACUUUAACAGGCCAGUUCAGUUUUGCUGAAGUUCACUCCUGGGUGGUUUUUUGCCUGCCUGAAGUUCCUGAAAAACCUCCAGCAGGAGAAUGUGUGACAUUUUAUUUUCAGAACACUUUCCUGGAUACACAACUUGAAAGCACCUACAGGAAAGGAGAAGGAGUUUUUAAAUCUGACAACAUUUCUACUAUAUCCAUCCUAAAAGAUGUGCUCUCUAAAGAAGCUACAAAAAGGAAAAUUAACCUCAACAUAUCAUAUGAGAUAAAUGAAGUAUCAGUCAAACACACUUUAAAGCUAAUCCACCCAAAGCUGGAGUACCAGUUGCUUUUGGCUAAGAAAGUUCAAUUAAUUGAUGCUUUAAAAGAAUUGCAGGUUCAUGAAGGAAAUACAAACUUUCUGAUACCAGAAUAUCGCUGUAUUCUAGAAGAGGCAGAUCAGCUACAGGAAGAAUACAAAAAGCAACCUGCACAUCUGGAAAGACUCUACGGCAUGAUCACCGAUCUUUUCAUAGAUAAGUUCAAGUUCAAAGGCACCAAUGUAAAAACCAAAGUACCUCUUUUACUGGAGAUUCUGGACAGUUCUGAUCAAAAUGCAUUGAUUGCUUUCUUUGAUGCUGCCUGAAAUAGAUAAACAAGGUAAAGUUCCAGAGUUGUCUUUUUAUACAAAAUAUGUUAAAACAGAAAUACAGGACAAGCUAACUAUACAUACUUUUAUUUCAAAUCCUUUUUAAUAUCAUCUAAAAAUAUUUAAGAUGGGACUUCUUUUAGCAAUGCUUCUAUUUUGAGAAAUGGAGCUUUUUAGAAAUAAAGAGAAUUUUUAUAUUAAAACAAGUGGAAUGAUUAUAAAGGACUUUAAUGAUUUUUUU